Messenger RNA from Saccoglossus kowalevskii, 2004 nucleotides. RefSeq names its product CXXC-type zinc finger protein 1-like. Gene Ontology annotation, biological process: positive regulation of DNA-templated transcription. Gene Ontology annotation, molecular function: zinc ion binding; DNA binding. Lineage: Eukaryota; Metazoa; Hemichordata; Enteropneusta; Harrimaniidae. The record is from RefSeq and is a predicted model, not a curated record. Gene Ontology annotation, cellular component: Set1C/COMPASS complex.
GGAAGAAAGGCCGACUCGACAGAUUUACCUCUUCGCUGCGUUUAUGUGUCUGAAUACUUUUAAUUUUUCAAACGCCUCUUGGUUAUUUUUUGUUAUUUGCUUCUUCGCUACAUUUUCUUUUACUAAAAACAUCUAAUAUGAGUGACAGCGAGUCAGGUUCGCAAGCCGACGUUGCCAAGGCAUUCGUUUUACCAGAAAGACAGGCCAAGGUCGCAUCAAUCAUGACCUUCUUCGAGAAGGACAGCCAGCAGCAACAAACACAAGGAGAACCCACACUUUACUGCUUGUGCAAGUCGAGCGAGGUGGACAGAUUCAUGAUAUACUGUAAUAAUUGUCAUGAAUGGUACCAUGGUGACUGUGUUCAAAUAACGGAGCAUGCAUCAAAGGGAAUAAAAAAAUGGUAUUGUCCACCAUGUAAAGAGUUAAACCCUAGUCUUCAAGUUAAAUAUAAAAUCAAAAAGAAAAAAGAAAAGCACAAGGAAAAGAAAUCUGAUUCCAGUGAUUGUGACAGAUAUUCAAAACAACAUACAACAAGGUCAACCCGUCGUUGUGGAGAAUGUGAAGCAUGUGUUCGGACUGAAGAUUGUGGGAAGUGUGACUUUUGUCUAGAUAUGCGUAAAUUUGGUGGUCCUAACAAAAUUCGCCAGAAGUGUCGGUUUCGACAGUGUAUAUUUCGCUCUAGAAAACUAUUAAGAGGAGAUAAAUUCAAAGUAGAUGAUGCAUCUACACCUCCACCAUCAAUGUGUUUUGAGUCUGAAAAUGAAUCUCAUUUUCAAUUUCCUCCCUUGGAUACUGUGGAUGAGCUGGGAAGCACUGUUGAUAUUGAAAGAGUAUAUGAGAAACCAGAAAAGAAAAAAGAGAAAAGCAAGUCAGUGAAUCAAGCAACAAGUAAAGAGAGAAAGUCUAAGAGCAAAAGAGGCUCUGCAGAACGAAGAAAGAGGAAGCAUUUGGAAGAUGAUAUUGAGAAGACGAGGAGAGAAGAGAAUGAAAAACCUAGACAAUGUUAUGGUCCUGGUUGUGUCAAUGCUGCAAGAAAUAACAGCAAAUACUGCUCUGAUGACUGUGGUAUCAAAAGAGCUACAAGUCGUAUCUAUCAGAUGCUACCUCAGCAGAUUCGUGAAUGGCAACAGAGCCCCUGUGUUGCCGAGGAACAGAACAAAAAAGCGCUGGAGAAAAUUCGAAGAGAGCAACAAGAGACGUAUGCCAAGAUUGCAGAGCUUGAUAAGAAUAUUGCUGAGCUCAAUGAUAUUAUUGAGAAGGGGAAAUCAUUAAGUAUUCAAGUUGGUCAGGAGAAUAUUGAUUCAGAAAAUGAUGAGGCUGAUUUAAGUAUUUAUUGUGUCAGUUGUGGCCAUCCUGUUCACCCUAGAGCAGCCCUUAAACAUAUGGAAAAAUGCUUCAGUAAGUAUGAAAGUCAAACAUCAUUUGGAUCAUGUUUCCAAACAAGAAUAGUUGGUGAGUCCAUGUUCUGUGAUUACUAUAAUGCACUACAGAAUACUUACUGUAAAAGACUGAAGGUACUCUGUCCAGAACACACCAAAGAACCAAAGAUAGCGACAGAUGAAGCAUGUGCUUGUCCACUGAUGAAUAAUAAAUGUGAAGAAACUGGUGAAUACUGCAGAGCAUCUAAGCGAAAAUGUAGCAAACACCAUGGUUGGGAAAAACUCAGAAGAGCACAGAUAGACUUAGAAAGAGUCAGACAGUGGCUGCAAGUGGAUGAAUUGUUUGAACAAGAACGCAAUGUUAAAACAGCCAUGACAAAUAGAGCUGGUGUACUUGGUCUAAUGCUACAUUCCACAAUGUGUCAUGAUCCACACCAUCCUGUUAUUUCAAACAGUAAUAUGUCAUGACAUUCUCUUAUUGAUGGUUAGUCAAAUGUGCAGCAAAGCCAUCCAUGUUUAUAGGUGUAAACAGCUUCAAAUGGCCACCCUUUUCCAUCUUGCAUGAUUCAUGAAAUUAAUGUGUAAAUUUCAAGAAGAUUUUUGAUAAAUAAAUAUUUAGAUGAAA